UUUUUGCGUGCAGGUUUUGCUUAUUUGGAAAGUUGGUGUGAAUCUAUAAAAAAUGCCGUAUGCAAAUCAGCCGUCCGUGCAAAUAACUGAGCUUACCGACGACAACGUCAAGUUCGUUCUGGAGGACACGGAGUUAAGCGUGGCUAACAGUCUGCGUCGCGUUUUUAUUGCCGAGACGCCGACGUUGGCCAUAGAUUGGGUGCAACUAGAGGCCAACUCAACGGUGCUCUCUGAUGAGUUUUUGGCGCAUCGCAUUGGCCUUAUCCCUCUCAUAUCAGACGAUGUUGUUGAGCGCUUGCAGUAUACUCGUGAUUGUAUUUGCCUGGACUUCUGCCCAGAAUGCAGCGUCGAGUUCACAUUGGACGUAAAGUGCAAUGAGGAGCAAACGCGCCAUGUGACUACUGCCGAUCUGAAGUCUAGCAAUGCAAAGGUGCUGCCGGUGACAUCACGCAACCAGGGUGAAGAGGAUAAUGAAUAUGGCGAAAGCACCGAUGAAAUAUUGAUAAUCAAACUGCGCAAGGGUCAGGAGCUGAAACUGCGCGCAUAUGCAAAGAAAGGCUUCGGUAAGGAGCACGCCAAAUGGAAUCCUACAGCGGGCGUGUGCUUUGAAUAUGAUCCGGACAACUCUAUGCGCCAUACUCUCUACCCCAAACCUGAUGAGUGGCCCAAGAGCGAGCACAGCGAACUCGAAGAUGAUCAAUAUGAAGCACCCUACAACUGGGAAGCGAAGCCGAAUAAGUUCUUCUUCAAUGUGGAGUCCUCCGGUGCGUUGAAGCCGGAAAAUAUUGUCGUUAUGGGUGUGCAGGUGCUGAAGAACAAGCUCUCGAAUCUGCAAACACAACUAAGUCACGAGUCCCAAAACGACGCACUGGCUGUCUAAACUGUAACACUUGUGUCUAUAUUUAAGCUCAUAAAAGUACAAUAAUGACUAAUCCUUGAAUAAACUGUCUAUGUUAAUGCCA
Molecule: messenger RNA, 962 nt
Organism: Scaptodrosophila lebanonensis
Lineage: Eukaryota; Metazoa; Arthropoda; Insecta; Diptera; Drosophilidae
Gene: RpII33
Product: DNA-directed RNA polymerase II subunit RPB3
Exons: 1
Coding region: 53-880 (275 amino acids)
Biological process (GO): DNA-templated transcription
Cellular component (GO): RNA polymerase II, core complex
Molecular function (GO): DNA-directed RNA polymerase activity; protein dimerization activity; DNA binding
Source: RefSeq, a predicted model, not a curated record